GAGAUAAAUGUCCCGAAUUUCCAAAUUGCUUUCCCUAAUACUAAUAACUUCACGUAUAUGUAAUUAGUAUGACAUUAGCAUUCCUAUGGAUUAUAUAAGCCUAAAUCACAUAUUAAGAUUUCGUAUUAUUUAUAGGCUCAUAUAAUGGCUGGCAUAGCAUUAACGGCUUUAAAGGAGUACGAACAGGCUUUCAGAGAAUUUUUAACUGCCUACAAGUGUGCUGUAGCUGUCAACCAAACAAAAUUUGCUGGAUUAUUUUCUGAAAUGGCUAAACUUUUUUCCAAACCUUCAGAACGGUCUAAUGACAUGAUAACUCACACAACACAAAAUAUUUUGGGACAUGGACAUGACUGGGCGGAGGCGUGUUAUUUGCUUGCAGAACACAAUGAAUGGGAUUCUGCAAAGAUAGCAUACACACAGUUUGCAAAAAGUGGAGGACCACCUGUAAUGCCUCUCAAUGUCAGUCUAAAGCCAUUCUGCAGUAUAAAACAUAUCAAGAGUAAUCCAUGGGUUGCCGAUAUGAUGCUUUACCUUUUACAGUGUGGAUCAGACAGACACACUAUUUCGCUUGAGGAAGGUGACACAUAUCUUCAUGCUGUCGUUAGAAUAUCAUUGAUUGCAAACAAGCCUAACUUUCUAAAACACCUCGUACAAAAUUAUUGCAAAAAGGCAGAUUUGGACCAGAACAAGCUUGACAGUAAUGGUAACACAUUGAUUCAUAUUGCAAAAAAGGAGAAAAAAGUCAAUAGAAAAGUCAGGAAAAAUGUGACAGAAUUCCUUCAUGGGUGUGGGGUGGAUCGACAUGUUCAGAACAACGAAAAGAAGCAAGCUGGUUCGUACUUAUCUGAUGAGCAAAGAAACAAAGCCCUUAUUGAUAAUAUGCCUACGAAAGGUGGGAUACAAGCAUUACAUUAUAACCAGAGAGAAACCAAGAAUCAAAGGAGUGGAACAAAUGCAGUCGGGCAUGAAAGAAAACACAGAACACGAACAUGUGAAAAUUGUGAAAAGCUUUACCUAAACGCUGUCGAAAAACUAUCAGCUGAUAAAACAGAUGGAAUUAAACUACUCGUAGAUUUAUUAAAUAUGGACCAUGCAAACAAAUGUCAUUCCAUCAUUGAGAAGGCUGUGGAUGAUUUGUCAAAAUACAUAGGAGAAAUAAAUCAAGAAGAUGUAGCAAUCUGUCUAAAUUCUUUACGAAAAGAGAAGUACUUCACGAUCAUAGACAGCCUUGUCAACCACAAAAGAUGGGCACUGCUGGAUUUGACUAUACAGGUGUACAAGAAGAGGUCGUUCGCGUUAAGAGAACUUAAAGCAUUUGCUAUAAAAUUCUCUGUGGAACCGUUGAUCUUAGAUACAUCGUUGGCUUCAGAAGAUGAACUUCGUGUAGCUUGUUGCUUACUAGACAGCGGCUGGCGAAUAGGAGAUGACAAUGGUCGUAUGGCAGUAAAAAAUGCUGUUGAAUUACAAAAAUUCAAACUGGUCAUCGAACUGAUAAAAAGAGGAGCGGAUAUUUCAUGGAUGUCUAUAUACAAUGGUGAUACACCGAUACAUGCAGCAAUUUGUAUUGCCUUGAAAGAGAAACAGUUGACAUUUAUACAAGAAUUGCUACAUAUUCAGGAAGAAGAAAAAGAUAAAUAUUUAUAUCUUGAUCCGGAACAAGUAGAUGCAAACGGUGACUGCAUAUAUCACCUCUUAGCAAAAGCAGACUAUGAUGAUUUUGUUCUUCGGCUUACUGAGAUGCUUUGCAGUAAGAUUAUUUCUGCAAAUUACUGCAAUAAGGAGCGGAAAUACCCAAGUGAUUAUGUAAAGAAAACACAUCCCCGUCUUCUCAAAUUUCUUGAAGAUGCAUCUAAGAUAAAGCCUUCACGUGAACAGGUAAUUUACAAGGAACUUGAAAAUGACGCAAAGAGCAAGUCUUCCGAAGUAGAGACCGAACUUGCUCAGGAAAUCAAAUCUAAACAUCCACCACAAAGCUUAACAGAACAAACUGAAGCGACCAGGAAACAUAUUGAAGCUUUAAUCUCAUCUCUACCAGCAAAUGUUGUAGUCAAAAGUGCUGACAGACACACACAUGAGAUUGAAAAAAUUAAUAAAGAUAUCACACUGACUAGUAGAAAAACCUCCGUAGAUCAAACUAUAACAAAACCAAAAGUGGUUGGGAUGACGGAAAAUAAACACAAAAGUCAACAUAAGAAUAAAGCAAGAGGAGAAAAUGAAAACAGCAAGACCGCAAAGGAUGAAAGGUCUUGUCUUCAAGAAACGGAACAUGUACAAAAAAGGAAAGGUGAAAGAAUAAAAACAUUAGACGAUAUUGCAGAUAAAAUGAGUUUCGCGCCGAAAAAUGUAGAAGAAAAUUACCUUGUUGCCAUAUCAGAAGCUCCGGAUUUGGAAAACGAUGAUAUGUCUGGACCCCCUCCUCUCGAAUCAGAUGAAGUUGUUGAUGGUGGUACACAACAAAUUAGGGUACUAAAUGUCUCGCUACCGGUUAACACCCAAAUUAUUGAAAAGAAGGAGGACGACCAAGACGAAAUAGCAGAUGCAGAUGAAGACUUAGAUCUUGAGAAUUCGUUUGAAAAUCUCACAUGGGAAGUUGAAUAUACAGAUAAAGUGCGGAAAACGUUAGAAGAUAAACAAGUAAUGUCAAAAUUGAAAUGCAAAAUAGUCCGGAUCAUUCGGAUGCUAGCAAGUGGGGACUGGCAGAGGCAUUUAUGUAAAGAGCUAACAAAUGUACCACCAACUCUACGAUUGUUUGAGGCAAAAUUGAGCAAAGGAAGAAGAAUAAUAUGGGAAAAAGCAAUAAGUUUCUCGUCGAGAUGCAGUGACACUGCCGAUCACCGACUGAAGUUCUCUGCCGAGGAUGAUGCAUCACAAGUCCGUGGUGGCAGGAUUUACACAGAACUUAUUAGAGUAUGGGAUAUCGUUAUGGAUCAUGACAAAAUUAAAAGGUCUGUAGAUAGAAUUAAACUUUCACAUCAACGUGGCGAGAGUUGUAUCAUACGAAGAAAACUAAAGGGUUUAAAAAAGGAAAAUGAUCAACGCAUUAGAGCGACCGACAUAGCAUACCCUUUGCUGUUUACCGAAAAUGGUCCUAAAGAUGAUCCAGGGCAUCAAGAAGAGGUGCAACAUUUUCCUCCUGCCAGUGCUAAUGAAACGGAAUACCAUAUUCUGAAGUUCUAUCCUUGGGACACGACGCUUGUUAAGCAUAUCUUGCAGAGCAGCAACGUGAAAGUGGACUUUCCAUUUAAGGUCACUGACUUAGAGCAUGCUAUCAUCAAUUUGAGUGGAAAAGAGGCAAUUUUAUUACUUGGACGCAGUGGGACAGGGAAGACAACUUGUUGUUUAUAUCGACUUUGGAGCCAAUUCAGAUUGUACUGGUACAAUAGGUCAAUCGAUGCGCCAUUACUCCCAGGUUCAGAGAGAACACAAGUACAUGAGAACAAUGACACAAGUGAAUUAGAAGAAACAGCUGAAGAAAGCAACCAAACUACCUGUGAGGGAAAUAUUGAAAACGAAAGCCAUUCUUGCGAGAGAAAUACUAAAAAUGAAAAUACUAAACAUGUAAACGAAGAGAAUUGUGUUGAGGAUUCAGAGACAUAUGAACAUUUUCAUCAGAUAUUUGUUACAAAAAAUCAUGUACUAGCUGCUGAGGUCAGGAAAACAUUUAACGAGUUUAUGAAAGCCGAUGAAAAUUUAUCAAAACAUCAAUCUGAGAAUAUCGACCAAGCUUUACCAAAUCGUUUGCAGGAUUUGCAGGAAAACGCAUACCCGUUGUUUCUCACUUCAAGACAGUUGCUGUGUAAACUUGAUGCUUCUGUUGGCAAUUCAUUUUUCGAGAGAAAUGAUGAUGGAUCGUUGAAGUAUCAUGUUGAUGGUUGGGCGGAUACGGAUGAAGAAAUUACCGAUCUCCAUUUUUUGGAUUACGAUUCCGCUGAUGAAGAUACCGGUAUAGUUGAUGGCACAGUUAAUGACAACGAUGAUGACAUAGGUGUCAAUAGGAGUAGAAAGGAUGAUACUGAUGUAAGAAGGGAAGUUACGUAUGAUAUCUUUGAAAACGAAAUGUGGCCGAAGUUGGAAAGUAAGACAAAUGCAGAUUAUCACCCAUCCCUAGUAUGGACGGAAAUAAUGUCAUUUAUCAAGGGCUCAUAUGAAUCACUUGCCAAACCAAAUGGCUGUCUAUCGAAAGACGAAUAUAUCGACUUAGGAAGAAAAAGAGCACCCAAUUUUUCUGGAGAGAGGGAAGAAAUCUACGAUAUUUUUGUUUUGUAUGAACACAAGAAGAAACAGAGUCGUAUGUUUGAUGAAACGGACGUUGUUCGCAGUGUAUUUCAGAGACUCGCGCAGUUGGAAACAAGUCCAGUUGCAAUACAUCAAAUUUACGUAGAUGAGACACAAGACUUCACACAGGCAGAGCUGUUCCUUCUAAUCAGACUUUGUCAAAAUCCAAAUGACAUGUUUUUAACAGGCGAUACCGCCCAGGGUAUUAUGCGUGGAAUUUCCUUUAGGUUUAAAGACCUAAGAUCUCUCUUCUACCACGUUAAACAAAUGACUGAAGAAGCAAAGAAAACUUCUAAGGCUUCAAAAUCUGUGACAGUGCAUGUACCAAACGAGGUACAUCAACUCACCUACAACUACCGUUCACAUUCUGGCAUUCUUUAUUUAGCUUCAAGUAUCCUAGAGAUUCUGUCGCAUUUCUUCCCAGAAUCAUUUGACCGUUUAGAUCCAGACCAAGGACUCUUCCAUGGUCCAGAACCAAUUCUGCUUGAAUCUUGCAGUUUUAGUGAUCUGGCUGUGUUGUUAAGAGGAAACAAAAGAAAAACGUCCAAUAUUGAGUUCGGUGCCCACCAAGUAAUCUUAGUUGUUAACGACGAGGCCAGAGAUUGUCUGCCAGAAGAACUAAGUUGUGGACUUGUCCUGACCAUAUAUGAAUCUAAAGGCCUUGAAUUCGACGAUGUGUUACUGUAUAACUUCUUUAAAGACUCUCAGGCCUCUAAAGAAUGGCGAGUUGUUACAAAGCAUCUUAAGGAACUAGCGUCAAAAGAUACAAUUAGGUCAUCCCGACAGACUGAGAUGUGCGUUAAAAUUGACCAGGAUGUGUUAUCAUCGAAAGGUCGCCCAAGACCAUUAGACUUUGACCCCAACCAACACAAGAUUCUGAAUUAUGAAUUGAAACAGUUAUAUACGGCCUUGACACGGGCAAGAGUUAAUGUUUGGAUUUUCGACGAAGAUCUUGAUAAAAGAGGACCAAUGUUCGAAUAUUUCAAAGCCCGAAAUCUUGUGAAGCCUGUUAAUGUAACAGAAUUAAAUGAAGAAAGUUUGUCAAAAACGAUAUUUGUGGAGGAAUCUAGUAAUCACGACUGGAUACAACGGGGAGAUUACUUUAUGAAAAAUCGAUUGUAUGGUGUUGCAGCAAAAUGUUUCCGCAGAGGCGGGGAUCAGAAGAAGCAAGUGUUGGCCGAAGCACACGACAAGGCGCUAAUGGCUUCAAGAAAGAAAGAUAAAACGAAAGAAAUAAAAGACAUGAGAGUUGAAUUCCUGUUUGCCGCCGAAAUGUAUUUGAAUUGUCAACACCUGCCUGAAGCAGCCAAAUGUCUUAGUAAUGCGAAGGAGGCGAAGUUAGCUGCAGCUCUUUACAAGAAACUUGGAGAGUAUGACAAGGCCGCAGAACUUUGCAAGAAAAACAGACAGUUUGUAGAAUGUAGCAGAUUAUAUGAACUUUCGGAGAAGUUCAAUAAAGCCGUUUCUAUCUUGUAUGAAAACGGAAUAUACGAUCUCGCCCUUGAUGUAGUAAAAAGAUAUAAAAUGCGUGAAAUGGAAAUGGAGAAGAAUGGUAAUCCGUUGCUAGACCAGCUUAGAGCCAACAAACCUGAUGCAUUAUAUACAGAGGAGAAAAUAAGUCUCAGGGCUGCAGAAGAAUUCCAUAGACGUGGUAACACCAAUAGCAUGCAUGAGGCUGUCAGUAGAUUUCAAUAUGAAGAUGACAAAAUUGAGUUUUAUAAAAGAACUGGAUAUAUAUAUGAUGCUGCGAAUAAGUUGGCUAUUGCAGGUCGGUUUCCUGAGGCUACACAUCUUUAUAUAAUGUCAGGCAAUCUAAAAGAUGCAAGAUGUAUGGCAGAAAGGUCAAGGAAUGACAAACAUAUAGCGAAAAGUUUGCUCGAUAUCUCCAGAGUAACCAUCGAAAACAAAGAUGAUAUGCCAUCAAACCAAGCCGCCGUAAAAGAUGAUUUGCAACAAGCUCUGUCUGUCUUUAAGAAGUACGGAGACAAAAAUAUGUCGGGACAAGUAAUGCUUUUGCAAGCUCAACUUUAUAACGAUGUUAAAUAUGUUUUGUCUGCAGGGAAAGAGUUUAUUGAAUCGCGCCCAUAUCCGAAUGAAGCAGGUUAUGUAGAAUGCUGCAAUCAACUUAAACGUUUCAUGGACCAUAAAAAUCACGAAAUUCUUGAAUUUUUGCUGAAAGGUGCAGAUUGCUUGUUCAAUGUUUGCAAGACUUUUGUCUUGAAAAGUAGCUCUUCAAAUAUAGGAGCUUCGUUAGAGGCAAACUUUCAGUCAUACUGUCAGUUUUAUGGAAUAGUUCAACAAGGCCGUACUAGUCUUGUGACAUUUCCAGCAACAAAACCGCUAUGUGUUAAAAUGAUACAGCACAAUUUCAAGUCGAGCAGUCAUGAGGUUUCAGACUUAGAGCCAGAACGAAGUAUUAACUCGAUCGUAUAUUAUCUGCUGAGAGAAAGUAAACCAUGGUUAAAUUUCGUGAAGACUGCAUUGAUUAAACAACGAGUUUCAUUACAGAAAUGCAGAUCGUUUGCAUUAGGCAAGGACUGCACAUGUAAUAAUGUUGAUACAGAAUCUGGUAACAUGAUGCAUGCAGAACACACAGCAACCACUUUUAAACAAUUGAUUAAAACUGAUUUGCGUUUAAUUGAGUACGAAGCAUAUUGUUAUAAAGCAGAUGACAUUUUAAAAAGUUGCACGAGUAAACAUAGCAAAGGUAUAAAAAAUCUACUGUCAGACAUGAAAGCUGAAGAAAUAUGUAUACAAGCAGAUGAAAGAUACGUGGCAUGUCGUUUCUUAUGGAAAGAUUUUCUUCCAGAAUCUGGACACCCUGGGUUUCUGGCCGAGGACAGUGGUCAGUUUAUAAAACCUGUACGUACUAAUACCGUAGUACUUGCACAUAUGAAGCAUUACUUGCUGAACUGUUGGAACGAAAGUACACAUGGUAAUAGAAAGAUAGAAUGUAGAGCUGCUAUUGAAACGGAAAUAUUCCUUUUGUUUGAAUUUGCAUACCGCCUUUUUCAUUUUGAAACUGGAAAAGUCAGAUUCGAAAGAACACCAAAGCAAGAAAUGAUUUCUUUCGAAAAUGCCCUUGAUAAUGAACUAUUAAAUGGCAGAAAUACAACAGACUUUCUAAAACAGGAAAAGAAGUAUACUUUAAUGUUAUCGUUUGUGGAAACACAAAACACGCCAGAUAGACGAAUAUUCAUUACUUGUGUGGCCCAUAGAUUUACAGAUGCAUAUGGACAUUUGACAAAAGGUGACCCAUAUGCUGCUAUUCUAUCCUUUGCAAAAUUUCAAACGCAGCUAAGUCAGAGAAAACUGCAAGAUAGAUCAAUUGCUUGUUUCUAUCCUGAAAUUCAUCACUAUCUACUUUGGCUUGAAUUUUAUUCUACCCUUGCUUUUUUCUUAAUUGCCAAAGCAAAGACACAAGUAGACACAGAGUUUACUUUCAUUAUUCCCAACAAUUAUAUAGCAUUGUUGCACUUCAUUCAGACCACGUUUCCAAAAGGGUCACAGUCAAUAUAUGAAUCAAUAUCAAGGAAAAAGAUGCAUCAGAAACUGGAAGAUGUGUUGUUGGACAGAGUGAAAAGGUUUGCAUUUGUCAUUUCGGGACAUGCACAAAGAGCAAAGAUACCGGAAAUCAUUUUAAAGAAAUGCCAGGAAGACAACAAAAAUAGUGUACUACUAGAGAGGCUCAUUAUACUGAACAUGACGAUGUUAUGCAAUGUAGGGAAAAGUGUACCGGUAGAAUGUGAGACAAGUCUCGUCAAUUCUAUUAACAAAACUUUCUCUUCGCCCAGCAUACCACCACGACUGAUGAAAGUUCAUGAUAAAGUAAAAGAGUUCAAAGGUAUCAGAGAUGUUGCAAACUUUUUGAAAACGUUCCUAAAUUGUCGAAAUGUGAGCGAACUACUUCAUGCCGUUAAAUGGACGCCGCACUGCAAAGAAAAAUGUACUGUUUUAGAAUUAGAUAUCAAUUUACUCCCUUCAGCAUUCCUAAAGCAGAAAUCUACAGCACGUAUGGUCGAAACGCAAGAAUCAGUUGAGGACAUUCCACAAGAUGCGGACCUUACACAGGAAGAAGUCUUACGGACUUUAGUAGAAAAGCAUCAGCUAUAUGUUACAGAAAGUAAAACCCUAAAGAAACAAACAACAGACAUCGACUCUGCUUCGCCCUAUGAUGACAUUCUCGAUUUUGUUUGGAUUGAUGACAACGAAUGUAGGGCUUGUGGGUUUGGCUUUGAAAGUAACUUAUUACUAGUAACCAAAUCAACAGGAAAGGAACUUGAAACUGGAGAGAACCAAAUAUUUAGACAAUCAAAGGAUUCGGAUAGUACAGUGGAUCCUAUGCAACGACAAGAUAGCCAGAUUGAAAAUGAUACCUUCAAACAAAUGUUAACUAAAGCAAAGCACGAACAUGAAAAUGAUCCCAUGCAUAUCCAAAACAUUGAGCACUUGGAAAGCUUUAAACGCAGUUAUGAAACGCAUUUAAAACCAUUAAUAAAUCGUGUUUAUGAUUUCCUUCAUAAUGAGAAAUACAACUUGUUUGAUGAAACCUACAUUUCAAAGCACUACAAAGACUAUAAAGACGAAAUACAGAGGCUGAAAAGAAAUCAUUUUAGAAUAGAAAAUGAGCUUAAAGAAAAAGUUUAUAACAGAAAGUGGCCUGAAAAGCAGAAAUAUGUAAAUCAGAUAGCAGAUGAGCUGAAGAACGACCUAGACUUGAUAAAUGCUUAUGUGGAAGAACAAACAAAGAAAAUCGGGAUACAAAAUAGCUUAGGUGCAGCCGGAAUAGAAGCGAGUGCAGCUUCUAAUGAAGAUAAGGGUACUGAAGAGAAUGACUUCGAGAAAGUUGUCCCUGAACCAAGAAAACUAAGAAGGAGAAACAGAACAGCAAAGGAAAGGGGAGAAAGCCGGAAGUUACGUUUGAAGAAUAAAAACAAGGACAGACAUGAAUAUGACGUUUGAGCGCAAAAACGUUGUUUGUAAAAUAAUAUUUGAUCAAAAACAAGACUGUGUACUUGUAUCCAUCCGUUUUAUUUUAGCUCACCUGAGCACAAAGUUUUCAAGGUAAGCUGUAGUGAUCAUCCUAUGUCAGUCGUCCAUCAUCGUGCGUCUCCGUUGUACGGAGUGCGUCGUCAAGAAUUCGACUUUUAACACUAAAGACUCAUAACAUGUUCAUAAUAUUGGACCAAUAAUUAAUUCUUAAUGAAUCUUGGCCAGAAUAUGACCCAAAACAAAGUCUCGGAUGAGUUUUUCCCAGGGUUGUCUGGGAUUAAAAACUAGGUCUCUAGGUCAAUUCAUAGGGAACCCUUGAUAACAUGCUAAAGGUCACAUUUUCUAUCAAAUCUUCAUAAGACUUCGUCAGAUAGUUUGUCUUUAUCAAAUCUAGGUCAAGUUUGAAACUGGGUCUUAAUCUAGGUAACUACAUCAAAAACAUUGUUGACAUGCUAGAGGCCAUAUUUUCUUUCUAAUUUUCAUUAGGAUAGAUUAAAAUGGGAAAACCUGAAGUUAAAAACUAGAUCACUGGGUCAGGUCAGAAAAAAAACAUUUUUGCACUUUUUAGAGGCCAAAUUUUCUACUUGAUCCUCAUAUAACUUUUUCAGAAUGUUUGUAUUUAUUAAACUUUGGUCAAGUUUAAAACUUUUUACCUGGGAUCUCAAAAACUAGGUCACUCGGUCAAAUCAUUGAAAAACCUUGUUAGCACUCUAGAAGCCACAUUUUCCAUUUGACCUUCAUAAAACUUUUCAGAAUGAUUAUCUUCAUGAAAUGUAUGUCAAGUCUAAACCGGAAGUCUUAACUAAUCACUAGCUUAUAUAAUAGAAAACCCUUAUUAGCAAUGUCGAGGCCACAGUUUCUCAUUGAUCAUCAUAAACCUUUGACAGAAUGUUUAUCUCUAUGACAAAUGGGUCAAGUUAAAAUCUAGAUUACCUGUGCUCUGAAACUAGGUCAUUAGGUUAAAUCAUAGAAAAACACUGUUAAAGCACUUAAGGCCACAUUUUCUACUUGAUCUUUAUGAACUUUGACAGUAUAAUUGACUUUAUAAAAAUUAGGUCAAGUUGAAAACCAGGUUAUUUCAGAUAUUCAACUUGAUCACUAGGUCAAAUCGUAGGAAAAAAAAACUUUUUCACACUCCAAAGGACAAAUUUUCCACUUGAUCAUCAUAAGUCUUUGUCAGAAUGUUUGUCUCUAUGAAAUAUGUCAAGCUGACAAGUGAGAUGCCGAAGAUCAAACACUAGGUCACUAGGUUAAAUCAUAGAAUAUACCUUGUUACCAUUCUAGACGCCACAUAUUCUACUUCAUCUUUGUGAUACUUGGUCAAAAUGUUCGCUUGUUUAAAAUCUAGGAUAAGUUUGUAAUUUGGUCAAUUGCGUGAAAAACUAGGUCACUUGAUGAAAAAAAAACUUUGGUAAUGAUCCGCCUGAUUUACAUAAAACAUGGAGCGUGUACGUUGUAUAUAUUUUACUUUGUGUUUGUAUUUUUAUAUCUAUCAUAUAUACUUUUCACCUUAAAUUAAAAAGUUAUGGCAAAAAAACGUAUUUCAGUUAAUGAUAUUAUUCACUUUGCCUUUUGAGUUUGUUUCCAGAUUCGAACCGUUGAACUAGGUAUGGUUUUGUGAGCAAGUAAUGUAAUGUAAUCUCCUUUCAUUUUAUUGUUACGUUGAUAAACGUUAAUUUCCGUGCAAAAUUCAUAAACUUCCGUUAGCGGAUAUAGAAAAUUCAAUACGACUUCUAAAGUCUCAUCCGACAAACCCUAUGACUUUACAAAUAUUAAUAUUUUAAUGAAGUCAUUCGGAUAUAACCCUUGAAAUUUCUAUUUGCUUUUAUUUCCCUGUGCCAGAAUCAAAUAUAAAUAAAAGGAAUGGUAUUUCAUUCUACAGUUACAUAGCUCCAGCAUUAAGCAAGUCACCUUUUUUCAAAUUUUGACCAAUAUUCAAUUUUCUUUCUGCAAAGAAACUUACACUGAUAUAUGAGCCGCACCAUGAGAAAACCGACAUAGUGCAUUUGCGACCAGCAUGGAUCCAGACGAGCCUGCGCAUCCGCGCAGUCUGGUCAGAAUCCAUGCUGUUCGCUUUCAAACCUUAUUGCAAUUAAAGAAACCGUUAGCGUACAGUAUGGACCUUGGCUAGACUGCGCGGAUGCGCAGCCUGGUCUGAUCCAUGCUGGUCGCAAAUGCACUAUGUUGGUUUGCUCAUGGUGCGGCUCAUACAUUUUAAUUGUUAAAUUUAAAUGUCAACGGAAGGUUUUGUUAUUUGUUAGUGUAAAUUAAUAACAAUGCUGUUGAAAAUAUAUGUAUGCAGUUAUUAACAGAAAAAAGAAAUUACAGUGUAAGAGAAAUCAGUCUGUUCUGCAGAAAAUGCUGUAAUCCUUGAUAGUUUGUUUAAACAUUAGUUGAUAUGUAUAUAUGCAAUAAAUAGUAUUAA
Molecule: messenger RNA, 11692 nt
Organism: Mercenaria mercenaria
Lineage: Eukaryota; Metazoa; Mollusca; Bivalvia; Venerida; Veneridae
Product: TPR and ankyrin repeat-containing protein 1-like
Exons: 31
Coding region: 145-9237 (3030 amino acids)
Molecular function (GO): ATP binding; protein binding
Source: RefSeq, a predicted model, not a curated record